AUGAUGACCGGACUACUCCUGGCAGCGACGUCCUACAUGUGCGAAGCCAGACCACCCGUCGAGCAGGAUCCCAUCGUCCUCUUCGAGAUCGGAGGUAUCGACGCGACCUAUGAGGCCGUUGAGCUGGACAAAGCGGUGAUCGAACCGAUGACUUGGGAAGACUACAAGGACCCCGAGCGCAAGGAGGAUGCGUUUCACUUUGUUAAGGCCGCGACCCCGAAGGAGCUCAGGUUGAACCUCAACGGGAUCAACGAAGCCUACGUCGAGGACAUCACCCAGUUGAUCGGCGAACAGAUCGCCGGCGGGGGAGACGUGGUACUACGCGGAGGAGAUCCUACCGUCUUUGUCGACAAAUUCAGUGCGAACGUCAUCUGGAAUCACGUCGACGCCGAUGGCGACAACUGGGUUGGCCUUGGGAAGCACAAACAAGGACGGCUCGUCAAUGGCGAAGGCCACCGCCCUCAUCAUGUCUGCGUCGUGGACACCGAGGACAGGGAGGUCAAAAGCGAGCAGACGGCAAGGAUGGACGGAAGUGGAAUCACUUUCGAUGCUGGCGUGAAUCCCGUCAUCCAAAGCUCCCUACGUCGGCUUCAUCAGAACCUCGGCCACCCCCGUCGGGAAGACCUUCUACGACAUCUUCGCCUAGCAGGUUGUGAAGAGGCCGUACUCAAGGCGGUCAAGAGUAUGCACUGCGAUGUUUGCGCAAGUACUUCCGGGCCCCGGAUUGCUCGCCCCUCCACAGUGCCGAGGAUGUACGACUUCAACGACUGCGUCGGUGCAGACCUUCUUCACCACCACGACUGCGAAGACCAAAGACACACUUUCCUAUCGAUUGUCGAUUGGGGAACUUCGUACCAUGUUGCUGUACCUCUGAACGGCUUCAACAACGACGACAUCGAGAAGGCUUUCAAUGACAACUGGGUCGUCCCUUUCGGGCCACCCAAGAAGGUGUCAUUGGAUUUGGAUGGUGCCGUUCAGAAGGGGAUUUGUCGCCUUUGUGAGUGGCACGGUAUAUCAGUGCAGAACGUCGCAGCGCAGGCACACUGGCAGGCCGGCAUCACCGAGAGACAAGGAGCUUGGUGGAAGAACAUUUGGGAACGAGUCUGCCACGAGAUGUCCAUCACUGCCGACGAAGUCCACCUGGCUGCCAGUCUGGUUUCCAGCGCGAAGAACGAGUUACGAAGAAGAUGUGGACACAGCCCGACCGAGUGGGUGUUCGGUCGUCAUCCUCGACUACCAGAAGGUCUGGCGGACCCAGACAGCGGCCAAAAGGUUUCGUGGGACGUUUCCCCCGAGAGCCAGUACCAGCGAGCCAUUGCUAUUCGGACAGCUGCACGAAUCGCCUAUCACCACUCCCAAGGCGACAUUCGCCUCCGGAAGGCACUUCUACAAAGGGCCAGGACGGCGAUCAGGCCCAUUGAGGCUGGAGAGACGGUACACUUCUGGACGCAGCCCAAGAACCGCCGUCGUGGAAAGUGGGCGGGACCAGCUGUUGUUGUCGGACGAGAAGGAGACAACUACUGGAUAUCACGCAAUGGUCGCUGCAGAUUGACUGCAGCCGAACACUUACGUCCUUCCGGGCCCGAGGAGAUCGGAGAGUACCUGCGCAUGAAGGGCGCGCAGGUCGAGGUGGAAAAGCUGCUGGAGGCCGACUUCGACAACGAGGACACCUUCGACCCGGAUCGACUGGUCAGCGAGGACAUGGCCUUCGGCACGGAUGACGAGAAGGCUAUGGACUACGAGGACUGCUCGGAGUACGUCCCUAGCGAAGUCGGCGAGUUCGUUGAGGAACCACCACAUCUACCGCCGGUGCCCUCUAGGAGACUGAAGCGCAAGACCAGGCAGGACGACAUCGUGGUCGACGACGCCCCCAACGAGACCCACUUCACCAGGAAGGCGCUCACUCAAAGAGGUGUUGAAAAACGUCAGGAGAAGGAGCUGAAGUGGAGCGAAAUCCCGGACUACGUCAAGGAGAAGUUCAAAGAAGCGGAAGCCACUCAAUGGCGCGAGCACCUGGACUACGACGCGCUCGAACCUAUGAGCAUAGAAGAGAGCGACAGAGGUUGUCUACGGAUGCUCCUACAUUGUCGCGACCAGGACUUCUUUGUCUACUGCAACGCCUGGCUAAUGGACUACGUCAUGAAGACCGUUGGCUACUUGAAAAGGGAUGAAGAAUUGUAUCUUCAUCAGCCGACUACAGGCUUCGCCGGGCUGCACCCUAAGCAGCUGGUUCGGGUAAAAAAGAACAUCUUCGGGCUGGCUACCAGUCCUCACGAAUGGUGGUUAGAUUUGCAGAAUGGCAUAAAAGGCAUCCUCCUGGAGAUCGAGGGUGAGCAGUACAUCUUCGACCAAUGCCCCCUGGAUCCUUGUGUGUUCCCUCUUCGCCGUGUUGUCAAUGGAAAGAUGCACGGUAAGCCGGUUGGCUACGUGGCCAGCCAUGUGGACGACCUCUUGGUCAUCGCGUCCAUGAGUGUGAGCCUACGUAUCCGGGAGGAGCUCUCAAAGGUGUUUCCGGUGGAGUCUUGGGAAGAAGACGAGUUCACCUACUUGGGCUCUGAGAUCAAGUGCGACGGGGACAAGGUUAUGCUCCACCAGAAGCCCUAUAUCGAGGACCGGUUGUUCACCGUCGACAUCCCCAAGAACGUCGCCGAUGACGACCUUGCCGACGCCAACUGCAUCGCGGACAACCGCAGCCUAAUAGGUGCCCUUAGCUGGGUAUCUGCACAGACGAGGCCGGACAUCACGUGCUCAGUCUCGAUGGCGCAGCAGCUUCAGAAAUGCCCCACCUACGGCGAUGUCAAAUUCACGAAUUCUAUUUCGAUGAAAGCGACCAACUACAAGGAGGAAGGCCUGGUGUUUCGGGGAAUCGAAGAAGACAAGAUCGUUUUCUUGGUCUACCACGACGCGGGCUGGGCCAACGCCUACGAGGGGGAGUAUGACGAGGACGGCUUCGAGCUCUACGAGGAGGACAAAGCCAACGGACUACAACACCACGGACCUCCUUCCCAUAGAUCCGGGAGGAAAGCCAAGCGGGGCAACUCUCGGGUGGCCUCGCAGUUGGGCGAACUCGUGAUGAUCGCCAACAUCGACGCCAUCACCGGCGGGACAGGACAGAGCUCCGUUUUGGACUGGAAGUCGCGCGCAGGACAGCGAGUUUGCCGCAGCACAUUCAGUGCCGAGACCCAGGCUUGUGUGGAGGCACUAGAAGGAGGGCAGUUCAUGAGGUCUAUCUACGAGACCAUCUACACAGGCGAGAUGAUUAGCGUGGACAAAGCGACGUACCCGAUCGUCUGUCUGAGCGAUUGCCGCUCUUUGUUUGAUCACAUCCACAAAGAAGGAGUUCCGAGGACCCCAGCAGACCGUCGCUUGGCUAUAGACCUCGCGGCCCUUCGCCAAGCACUCAAGCUUGAGAAAUGGAGUCCAAAACUACCGCUGGCUUGGAUACCCAGUGAGCAGCAAUUAGGAGACGUUCUGACGAAGCCUCAAGAUCCGUCAUCUUGGUGGGCGGCUGUGAAACGCCCACUCACCAUCCCAAUCUCUAUAGCAGAGAAGGGGAGUCUAGCCAGCAGAGAUUCCUGUUGGGAAGGGAAGACCAGUGUGAAGCCCUGUGGUGAUUCUGAUCGUGCUUCGCUUUACAAUCGUUACUGUAUGCAGUUUACCUACUGA
Symbiodinium sp. CCMP2456 is the source of this 3666-nucleotide messenger RNA. The record is from the annotation of a GenBank genome assembly. Lineage: Eukaryota; Dinophyceae; Suessiales; Symbiodiniaceae.